AUGGGAAAUAAAACGAACGGUACAGAAAAAAAGGAUCCCGCUAUUUUAACCGAUGAAGAUUUGCAAAUGCUAAAAGUCAGCACACAAUAUACCGAAGAAGAAAUUCUAAGCUGGCACGCUGGUUUUCUUAAAGAUUGUCCAAUGGGUAAACUCGACCGCAAACAAUUUCUUAGUGUCUAUAGAAGAUUCUAUCCAGAAGGUAAAGCUGAUAAGUAUUGUAAUUUUGUGUUCAAAGCAUUCGAUACAGACAACAACAAUUGGAUUGAUUUUACGGAAUUUCUAUUAGCGGUUGAUGUUUCUCAACAUGGGAAUCUUGAAGAAAAAUUACAUCUGGCUUUUAGUAUUUAUGAUCAAAACAAAGACGGAGAAAUUAAUCGCAAAGAUAUGGUUAAAAUAAUUGAAGCUAUGUACGAUUUAGCAAAUGAAGAAGAUCGAAUCGGCCAAAAAUCGCCCAAUAAACGUGUUGAACUAAUAAUGCAGCGUUUAAAUAAAGAUAAAGAUGAUAUUAUUGUUCGAAAUGAAUUUAUUGAAGGAUGUGUUCGAGAUGAAUUAUUACGUAAAAUACUUGCGCCAAACGCAGCUAUGAUAUCAGACGAUCAAGCAACGGAUUCCAAUGAUUGA
Messenger RNA from Rotaria socialis, 621 nucleotides. NCBI's taxonomy places the organism in Eukaryota, Metazoa, Rotifera, Eurotatoria, Philodinida, Philodinidae. The record is from the annotation of a GenBank genome assembly.